Messenger RNA from Cyprinus carpio (common carp), 657 nucleotides. Its product is annotated as keratin, type I cytoskeletal 14-like. The transcript has 2 exons. The record is from RefSeq and is a predicted model, not a curated record. Lineage: Eukaryota; Metazoa; Chordata; Actinopteri; Cypriniformes; Cyprinidae. Bases 34 to 564 code for a protein of 176 amino acids.
GGUAGCGGCGCGGGCCAGGGUAGCGGAGCCGGAAUGGGAAGCGGCGCGGGCCAGGGAAGCGGCGCGGGCCAGGGAAGCGGCACCGGAAUGGGAAGCGGCGCGGGCCUGGGAACCGGUUAUGGUCAGGGUAGCGGUGCUGGAAUGGGAAGCGGCGCGGGCCAGGGAAGCGGCGCUGGAAUGGGUAGCGGCGCUGGAAUGGCAGCAGCGGCGCGGGCCAGGGAAGCGGCGCUGGCCAGGGAAGAGGCGCUGGAAUGGGUAGCGGGCGCGGGCCAGGUAGCGGCGCUGGAAUGGGAAGAGGUUAUGGUCAGGGUAGCGGCGCCGGAAUGGGAAGCGGCGCGGGCCAGGGCAGCGGCGCUGGAAUGGGUAGCGGCGCGGGCCAGGGUAGCGGAGCCGGAAUGGGAAGCGGCGCGGGCCAGGGAAGCGGCGCUGGAAUGGGAAGCGGUAAUGGUCAGGGUAGCGGCGCCGGAAUGGGUAGCGGCGCUGGAAUGGGUAGCGGCGCUGGAAUGGGAAGCGGCGCUGGAAUGGGGGCGGCGCGGGCCAGGGCAGCGGCGCUGGAAUGGGUAGCGGCACGGGCCAGGGUAGCGGAGCCGGAAUGGGAAGCGGCGCGGGCCAGGGAAGCGGUUAUGGUCAGGGAAGCGGCGCUGGAAUGGGUAGCGG